Macrosteles quadrilineatus (aster leafhopper) is the source of this 10577-nucleotide messenger RNA. RefSeq lists its product as uncharacterized. Lineage: Eukaryota; Metazoa; Arthropoda; Insecta; Hemiptera; Cicadellidae. The record is from RefSeq and is a predicted model, not a curated record. Gene Ontology annotation, molecular function: alpha-1,6-mannosyltransferase activity. Gene Ontology annotation, biological process: protein N-linked glycosylation. The transcript has 11 exons. Gene Ontology annotation, cellular component: endoplasmic reticulum membrane. The coding region runs from base 248 to 3241 and encodes 997 amino acids.
UGUGACAGUCAGUCAGUCAGUGACUUGACUACUUGACUACUAACUGACUGAGUGAAGACAGUUAAUGACUAACUAACUAGUGUAGUGCUAAGUGCUAGUAUGUUUUAUCUAUGGUGCUAGCUAGUCUGCUAGUAUAUUAUAGUGAGCGAGAGCGAGAGACCAAGACCAAAACCAGGCCAGAGCCCAGAAGCACUGCAGAGCAGAAGUACCGAAACGCUAGCCUACAUCUUGAUGCUAAUGUUCAACAAUGACGGUUGGGAUGGAGCAGUUACUUUUUAUUGUAGCAGCAGUACAUUUAGUUUACUGCCCUUUUACCAAAGUAGAGGAGAGUUUCAAUUUGCAAGCAAUGCAUGAUAUUCUUUAUCACAAAUUCAAUCUUUCGGAAUAUGACCAUCAUGAAUUCCCAGGCGUUGUUCCUCGCACAUUUAUUGGACCUUUGGCAAUAUCAGUUCUUUCUUUACCUAUUUAUUCCGUUAUCAGUUCUCUUGGCCUCAACAAGUUUACAACACAAUAUUUGGUUAGAGCAGUAUUGGGCACUUGUGUGAUAAUGAGUCUGCGAAAGUUUAGACUUACUGUUCAACAUAUGUUUGGACCGGAGCUGGCCAGAUGGUUUAUAGUCAUCACUGCCUCACAGUACCACUUCAUGUUUUAUCUCAGCCGUCCACUCCCCAACAUCAUCGCCUUGCCCUUGGUGUUGUUAGCUCUUCAUUGUUGGAUUCGACGACAUUACUCAGCUUUCAUUUGGCUGUCUGGAGCAUCCAUCAUCUGGUUCCGCUCUGAACUUGCCAUGUUCCUUGGAUUCUUACUGCUCUUUGAACUGUUCUACCAACGGAUAUACCCAUUACGGGUGGUGAAAGCAGCAGUACCGGCGGGCAUUGUUUGUCUAGCAGCCACUGUUAUCAUAGAUUCUGUGUUUUGGCAGCGGCUCCUCUGGCCCGAGGGAGAGGUGUUUUGGUUCAAUACCAUUCUAAACAAAAGUUCUGAGUGGGGAACUUCUCCGUUCCUGUGGUAUUUCUACUCUGCCAUCCCUCGUGGCCUUGGACUGUCAGUCUUACUGGUGCCUGUGGGAGCCUACUUUGACGUCAGAGUCAGAAGACUGCUUAUUCCCUCAGUCGCUUUUGUAUUUCUCUUCUCCUUUCUUCCUCACAAAGAGCUUCGGUUCAUUAUCUACGUUUUCCCUAUAUUCAACGUCGCAGCUGCAUAUGCAUGCAAUAAGAUAUGGACAGCCUCGCAGAAGUCACCUGUGGUCCGCUUGUUGAGGGUGGCAGUGGUGGGUCAUGUGGCAGCCAACGCCAUCUUCUCCUUGUUCCUGCUGAGCAUCGCGGCUGUCAACUAUCCGGGUGGCAAAGCCAUUGCACGGCUGCAGAGAUUAGAACCUGCAGACUUACCAGUCAAUGUACACAUCUGUAACCUGGCUGCUCAGACUGGCGUGUCACGCUUCACACAGAUAUAUGACACUUGGAGAUACAAUAAGACUGAAAACUUAGAUGGGAGUCCUGAACUACUCAACUUUACUCAUAUGAUAAUUGAGGCUAAAAGUAGAUUCUCUCCAAGUGUUAAACCUCUCCUUGAUACUCACCAGGUACUGGAUGUAGUGGAUGGAUUCUCACAUAUUGGUUUCAACUACAAUCUAUUCCCUCCAGUAAGAAUUAAAACUAAGCCUCAAUUAUUCAUCCUUAAACGAGUAUCAAGUAGCAAAACGUUUAUUUCAAAUAAGUUUCAGAAUGCUCCUGAAACAAAAACUGAUCAUGAAAGAGAUGAUGUUAACAUUAAAGAAAAUGCAUCUGAAGAAAUUACAGUAGAGGAAAAAUUAGAUGACAAAUCCGAUGAAUCUUUAAUAUCCAACAGACAUUUUGACGAAUUGUUUGAAGAUAAUUUUGAAAAAAAUAAAAAUGAAGAAGUAGGAGACUUGGUCCUUGAAGAGCAAUUAAAGUCUGUUGAUGAAAAAGAAGUAAGUGAAGAAGAACCAUUGCCCGCAUGGAAUUUAUUUGACUUUGAUCAAGAUGUUAGUGAGGAAACAGAAAUAGAUAGUAACGAUUUUGUUGAAAACACUGUUCCUGAGGAUUUAAAGAGUUUGAAUGACAGUAAUGAUGUAACAGAAACCCGUUUGAUGCAAAAUGUUAGUGUUGCUUUAAAAAAUAAUGACUUAUUUAGUUCUGAACAAGAAAAUCUUUCAACUAAAACCGAUUCAGGAGAAAAAGAACAGUUUUUUAAGAAAGAAAUUUCGAACACAUCAGAUCACUUGUUGUCAAACAAAAACAUCAUAGAUGAUAACAAAUCAAACGAAGAAAACCAAUCCCCUUUUUUGUCUCCAACAAAAUUCAACAAAAAAGUUCCUCCUUCUAAAAAACAAUCAGGGAAAGAACAAAAUAUCAAAGAAAACAGUAAUAAAUCAAAACAAAUAAAAAAUAGCAUUAAAAAUAUAAUUGAAAAAUACUCUAUGGUCCCAAGUGAGAAAGAUGGUGAAGCAGAUAUGAGAGAAAAAUCAGAACAUGUGCAAAAGAAACUUGUUCCUAAAAAUAUACAAGCUGAGAUGGAAGAGGAAGUAUUAGAUGAACUGAUGCAUGAGACUGCAACCCAUUCUAUAGAUGAUGAGAAUGAUCAAGUUGACAAUAAAGUUAAUACUGUAGAAUCAAAACUCUUAGAUAAUGAAGAAGAUCCAGUCUUCAUCACUAAACAAAAAAGAGCAAAUAUCAAAUCAAAAUUAAAAGAAAUAAAAUUUAGUUCUGAGACUAACGCACCAGAUAACAGGAACAAAUACUCACAAAAUAAUAAAUAUUUAGAAUUAAGAGAGAAAGAAACCAAGAAUCAACUUUCAGGGAGUAAGUUAAAGCAAGUAACUGAAUAUGAAGUACUUGAAAACACACAGCCACAAGAUGAAACAAAAAGCUCCAAGACUGUUGAUACAACUAAUGAUGAAAUAAAAAUUAAGGAAGUAAGCAAAGAGAGCCAACCCACAGUAAAAUCCAGCAUAGAAGUAAAAAUACCCUCUAAGGGUAUUAAAGUAAAAAUUACUGAUGGAAAUGUAAUUGAAAUUUUAGAAACAGACUCAGGGGAAUACAAUGAUGAUGUCAAAGUAAAAAUAACAGGCUUAGAAGGGGAUACUAUUGCCGAGGCAUAUAAAACUGAAGCUUCAAAAAUCGAUGAUGAUGAUAAUGACCUUAUAAAAAGCUCAUCAAAAGAUACUUUUGAAAAAGAUUUUAAUAAAAGUAAAAGAAAAAUAAAAUUGAAAAUGAGGUAGUAAAUCUAUUAAGCGAUUGAAUGUGCUAUUACCAAAGAUGAAAAUUGAAUUUGUAUCGUGCUCCAUAACAAACAAAAUAAAUGUUGUAAUAAACAUUGAACCGUUUUGAUAUGAACAAAAACCUCACAAAAGAAUAGAAGAAAAUACCAGAAAACUACCUCUACCUAAGCGAAUGAUCUCAUUAUACAAACUUAAGUCAUUUGAAUAUCUGCCUUGUGUGGAGUUUAUAAAAAAAUUUGACCUUACUUUUCCGAAGAGAAAAUUCACCUACAAGCUACUUACUGCAAUACUAUUAGUCAAUUAUUAACAUUGAUUUUACUAAAUUGGGUUACUGGGGACUCAGACAAUGCUUGAACAUUACAUAAGAUUAUCUGUUGGAAGAUUAACAAAUACUUUCGAUAGAGUAGCAUCAUUAGUAUAGUCUAGAGCUGCCCAAUGGUAUUACUCAAAACAACUCUUUUAUGGUCUAUCAGUAAACUGUUAAAAAUCCGUACUAUUGUUGGCUUGUAAACUUGUUUUUAUAAACAGCUAUAAUUAUUUAUAUCACAUUGCUAUUUUUGUAAACAACAUGGCAAAUCAUUGAGCUACUCUCUAUUGAAGAGGAUAGUGUUGAUUUUUAAAAUCUAAAUAUAUGACUAUAAUCGAAUAAUCCACCAGAAAACUUACAGACCUUUUCUUAAAAAAUUAUGGAGGGAUCGCUAUACUAUACUCUAUUCUCUUUACCAUUAGGCAAUGUGAUUUGUCCCCUCUGUACUAAAUAUAUCUGUAAGUAAACCACCAAUAGCCUAUUGAUAGCUUCAGAUAAACAUUGAUUCAUCAGUAAAAAAUAGCAGUACCCUUGGGGAUAGUGUGCUGCUAGCUUUACGCUUAGUGUCGAGGUAUCUUUGGCUUAAAUCCUCCCCUUAAAGUUUAUAAUGGGCCCCUGCAUAUCGAAACUUUGAUUAAAAUGUUACUUGUUUGUAACAGUAUGAAUAAAGUUAACGCUCAACAACAGAUGGACUGGAAAAAGCUCAAUUUAUAUAUAAGUUCAUAGAUUUUCUCUCCAUGGCUAAAAUAUUUGUUUACUGAUUAUGGUUUUAGUUUUGUCGCCUUGACUGGAACAUUUAGGCUAGCAACAAUAAUGUAAAGCACUAAGCUGCAAAAAAUUGGCAACACAAUAUUUUUAAUUUUAUGGUAUUGUAAAAUCUAGUUACUGCUACUUUAAAUCUACAAAGGUUUCUGUUAAUAUUAAUUUUUGUUGUAUUUUAUUUAGUUUGAUGAAAACAAUUUUAAAUACCUUAUUUAUUUGUGCAACUAGUGUGUGAAGUGGCACUUUGCGCUUGUGUUACACAUUAUAUUUUUCCUACAGUUCCUAUAAAGCAUAGAAUUAAUUAAUCUUCAAACAUUAAACAACACUUUUUAGGUUAGGUUAAAUCCAAGCGUUGAACGAAAUGGGGAAACACUGCACCAGCUGAUCGUAGUCGUAGUAUCUUUAAGUGUUGCCAAAAUAUUUUCAAACGUACACGUAUUACGUGCCUAAUAAAAGUACAUUGUUUUUUUGUUGUUUGGUUGGAAUACUGGAGUGCGGCAAAAGUAAGUAAAUGCAGCUAUUAGCUACUUUGCAUGCCAUAAUCAACUAAGCCCGCUUUGUCAGGUAACUGUAGGAAAAAAUAGUUUGUGUUGUUCUAUAUUCAGAAGAGUUGAUUAGGGCCUAAUUCUUUUUUGCUACAGUACUGUGAAAUCACCUGUUUUUGUUUAAUGUUUAUCACCUACAAAGAUUCAUCAUUAAAUUGUUAACUAUGCAAAAUGAUUGUUUACUAGGCAAAAGUAAUGUUUACUACAGUAUCUUUUUUUUUUGAUUAUUCUGAAAUAAACAAACACAAAUUUGUUAUCGUUCCAUCCACCGUUUCAAUUUGCAGCUACCAAAACUGUACACCAAAAAUGCUAAUUGUAAAUUUGAAAUUUAGAUAGAUGGCCUAACCUAAAAAUACUAUUAGUUUUGAAAUAUUCCUAACUUUAAUAAACAAAUAGUCCAAUGACUGUUUUUAUUAAAAAAAUAAUUACUCUUUGUAGUGUAGCAAAAAGUAACGUUCAAAACAUGAGUGAAAGUGUUCAUUACAUAUUCUCGACCAUAUUUUAAGUGCUCAAUAAAUGUCACACUUCAAACAUAUGGUCUUAAAUAUGUAAUGACUCACUUUCUACUCUUGUUAUGAAAUGUAGAGGAGACAACUCACAAAAUGAGUCACCUGUUUACGUGAUAUUUGUUGUUAUAAUAUUACAACUUUUAUUAGGGUUUUUCAGCUUAUUUUACAUAACUUAGCUACAUAAGCACGUGUGUACCAAGCAUUAAUAGGUUAACUGAUCUUUCAAAGGCAGAAGUUAAGUUUAAUAUUAUGUAUAUCAGAUCUGAGAACGUUGUAAAUUAUUUGAAUUUAAGUACAACCUACUUUUUUGUAAAACAUUCUGUGACGACAACUUUUAAAAUGCCUAUCUUACCAUUGUAAUAAAUGGCACAACUAUGUUCCACUGGUCUUCUUAAGCAAAAUUAUACAAAUGGUAUACUGUACUAAACAUUGACCUCACCCAGACUUCUAGUGUAUAACAGAACAGAUAAAUCACAAUUUUUAAUUGUACAGGCCAGGAAAAAUAAGGCCAAACUGUCAGGGUGUGCCUCAUUUUCCACCUAACAAUCGAGAAGUUUUAGCUAGCUAUUUAUUUUAUUAUUCAGUCUUUUAAAACUUGAUGUUGUUAGAUAAGAAAUUUAAAAUGCUAAGUAAAAAGGCUCUUGACAUUAAAUCAGUCAUUAAAAAUUUAAUUUUAACUAUACAAAUUAUUAUUGCCGCUAUUUGAAGUUUGUACACCAAAAUAGUUUUAAAGAUGCAAAUUUCAAACACUAAAUAACUAAGUAGAUGACUCAGUAAUGAGGCAUUUUGGAGAAGGUUAGGGUGCGUGCACCAGUGAAUGACCGUUUAAGUUUGAGUUUUCACUUGUAUCCGACAUGGGAAAGUAGGCCAUUAAGUUAAACACUGUCUCAACCUAAGUUGAGGCGACUACCUGACCAGAGGGUGGAACAGGACAGUGACUAUACUGACCCUUCCGACCCUCCGAGUAAAUCCCUAUGGCCAAUAGGCAGGUGGUCAUUCACUGGUACUCUUACCCUUUCUUCUAUUUUGUUUUACUUUGUCACAUAAAACCCAUCUCCUAGAGUUUAGGUUUUUACUUACUGGACACCCUGUAUAUAUAAAUCAAGAAUACAAAGUUGUUUUAUCAUGUCAUGUGGAAGUCAUGCUACGAUUAAGGUCACAGCACCUCUGCACAAUGUGUGAAAGUGGAGCAAACCAGCUAAUUACUUAAUGAACACCAACAGAAUUGACGGAUGUAUCCGCUUCCUGUCCGCAUCAUUGCCUGUCCAGCAAGGGUUGUAUUAUCAAAACUGGAUCUCAAUAAUAUCAAAGCGUUCAUUUGGAAGGAUUGAAUGUAAUGAAAAUUUUCGCACACAAAAUGCAAUACCCAUACUUGCACAUGUACAGCCAAUCCUGUCUCAAUGGCCAGAGAUGUGUAGAAACUGAUAGACUGCCAGGAUCAAAAUUGUGAAAACAAAACAAGCACUCAAAUUUUAAAACAAAUUUUUAUAAUUGCUUGAUGUGCUGCAUAUGUGCCAAAUAUAAUUACAAUAGAAAUGUAGAUAGAUACAUUCAAAUAUGAUGGUUUUGUUUUGUAUAUCAUGUGUAUUUAAAUUUUGUCUCAGAAAUAGAAAUAGGUUUUUAUCAUACGGUCCAGAAAACAGCCGUUCUGAGCUCUGUAAAUCAUCCACAGAAUCAUUGUUUUUUGGUAACUACAAAUGGGGAACAGAAAAAACAUAUGGUAAAUUUUUGGUUCGCUAAUCUGAAAAUUAGUUUAUGGCACAUUAUAAAAUGUUUACUAUUUGAAACACACAUUAUGAAAACCCUGCUAAUCACACAAUAUUUUAAGUUAUGUUUGUUUACAACAGAAAUGUUAACCGUUUACCCAUUUGUAGUUACCAAAAAACAAUGAUGUUGUGGAUGAUUUACAGAACUCAGAACAGCUGUUUUCCGGACGACUUUGUUUAACCUCAAAUUUUGUGGUCUAAUUUUGUAACGAUUAGAAGGUUAUUUCCACAGUAUGAUGAAAAUAGUUGUUCAUCACAAUCACACGGAGCGAAAGGGUCUUUUUGGUACUUAAUUCUAUAUACUAUUUUCAACAAGUAGUCAAUUAAUAGAUAAAAAUACCUAUUUUUUGUUAGCCUUUCCAUGAUGGAUGAGAUUUUUAGAACAAGUAUUGUCAACCAUCCUAUUACUAUGAAAAAAAUUAUGUUCUUCAGCAUUUUACUGGAUAUGACUGAUUUUAGGCACUUGGGUAACCCAUUACACAUUGUGGGAUCAAAAUAGAGUACUUUUUCUACCAACCUCUACGGAAAUUCUCAGAAUGUGAGGCCUCCAACCACAGUGAGUCCUACAUGCUGAUGGAAAAAUGGCAAAUAUGCCCUUCCUAUUGCCUUUUUUGGAGAGCCUUGGAAUAAGUUUAUAAAUAGACUGAUAUAUGCUCUCUCAGCAAAUAAUAAAGGGAGAAAUUUUCAAACAUUUCUACAAAAAUUCAGUGUAGUAUGUAUUUAAUUAUAUUAAAUUGUUUGGCAUUUAGACCUCAAGUACGUCAUGAUAAAACAAAUUGUUUCUGGAUAGUUAAAAUGACAAUACAUAUAUAAACUCUUAACUAUUUCAAAAUAAUAGACAUUUAUUCAUAUAUUUUUAUGAACUAUUGUGCUGUGCUGGUAAACUAACAUUUAAACUACUUGAUUACGGUGAUUGAUACCGAUCUCAAUCUCAAUCUCUUAGUUUUUGAUAUAAACUAUAUGCUUGAUAAUAUUUUAUGUGUUUAUUUUCUUGCAUGUCCCAAGUGAAUUACAAUGUGCUAUAAUAAAUGUUUCACAGAAAUUCUGCAAUACAAAAUUUAAUGUAGGGUAGGUACAAGUACGGUUAAGUAACUUUUUCUAGUCAUAUGUUAUAUUGUAUUUUUUAUGUAAAAGAAAAAACAUUAAAAGUCAGCCUUACUAAUAGAAGCAAAUAAUGCACAGAAUAAUUGAAUAUUUUGGUUUAAUUAUUAUAUACCACCUUGAGAAUAGUUUAAGGUUGACACCUUACUAUUUAUUACACUGAUUAUUAUUAGAUGUUUUAACAAUAUCAUCCAAUAAUAAUGAUUGUUAUGUGGGAAUUUAUCUAACUCUGCAAACAAAAGUAGAGUCUUGCAGUUUCACAAAACAUAUCAUAAAUAUUGAAGAUUAACUAAUUUAUCUUUUUAAUUAUUUAUUUUCAACAAACUGUUCAAUGCUGAUUAGUGUGAAUACUUAAGUGAGACUUAAUUUUUAUUACUGGGUGUUUUAACAGUAGACAGACCCACAAGUAGUACUGUAUUGGUAUUACAGUAAUAACCAAUGUUUUGCCUGUGGUAUUUUGGGAUAUCUCCUAUACAUGGUUUGUUUUGUAUAUUAUUUUGUCUAAUAAUAGUUUAUAAUAUCAAUAAGCUAACACCUAUGGUUGUUUUAAUACAUUUAAUGAUGUCUGUAUAAAAUGUUUGAAGAUGACAAAUGAGUGUGACUUAAAGAUGGGUAACUCACCUUACCUCCUGUAGCUUUGAUUGUAGCACUUUUAACUACUGUACAGGUAGCCAAAUCACUUGCCACUUGCUGGAGUCCUUGGGGACCAAAGGGUUCUGUUUGCUGCUACAGUCAUUGCCUUGGAAUUUUAUCCUCGCUGGUGAAUUUAAAACCAUUGUAUAGUAUACAUUUUAGGCCCGAUUUCACCAAAUUCUCGCUAACGAUGGCUUAGUUGAACUUCGGUUAAAACUAGCCGAUGAUUUAAACCACAGUUAAGGAAAUCUGGUUUCACCAACGAAAACGUGUCAAAACUAACGCUGGUUUUAUAAACGAGAGUUUAGAGUAAAAUCCAGGUGGCAGUGGCAGUGAACUGUCAUAAUACCGGGCUGUUACGGGAGCAAGUAAACAUAACCUAGAAAAUAAAUCAGUGUUUAUGAGGUAGUGAAAACAAAACUGGAGACAGCAAGCUUACAGGAAUACAAUAGAUUCUGAGCAAAAUAACAACAGAAAGCAAGAAUAAAUACCAAAACAAUUAACAUAAGUAAAUAAAGGCAAAGCAAUGUUGAUCAAACAUAUUCGAGGAACUAAUUGGUUGAGUUUUGCGGUCGAGUCAAGACUCAAAAUCCAACUUUUCACAGGGAUGUUCAAUAUUCUGUUUGUUCACUAACCAGUUUGGUACAUUUGAAGUAGUGAAAAAACUGGAGUCAAAAGAAUUACAAGAACGAGACACAAUGUAGAUAACACCAAAAUAAUUAUUUUCUAUAAAAUACUAGCAGAAUAAUGACAAUUUAGGUUUAGAUUUUGCUUUACUUACGUCUGACCGAACGCAAAACAAUUGUUUGAACGUUGGGUUAGGGUUACCCAAAGCCGGGAGAAGGAAAAGGGAGCCUAUUUUUUCGAACAAUGAAAUAAUAAAUUUGAUAAUGUUGGUAGAAGAGCCGGGAUAAAAGAGUACGGCUCUUGAUCGCCAACCAGUUCAAUCACAGUCUAAUAUAAAUAAAGUCUGUAUAAAUUAUUUAUUGUUAGACUGUGGUUCAAUGCGGUCGCUGAUCACAGAUAUACGCCUUAACUAAAAACCUUGUGGGAUAACCUAAAGCAAUGCACUAUGUGGGAUAGCCUAAACACAAAUACUACAGUGGUUUGUAUUCAUUCCCUAAAAAAAAGGCUAAACGUUUUGAUAGCUCAUAUCUAAUAAUAAAAUCAAUUUCAUCUUUGUUAUUUAAAUCAUUAACCCUUUCUCUUAUUCACCUAGUUGGUAGAACAACAUAGGCUUACUCUUCAUUGCCAUCACUUACUUUCAAAAGCUAAUUCGUACCGUAUUCUCUUCUACCAUUUCGCCUUUCCAUAUAUACUUUAAACUUAAAGCCAGCUCAUAUUUACUUAACGAAAGAUUAAAGAAGCUAACCGGUCAAAAUUGGGCAGUUAAUUAUCUAACGACGGUUUAGUCUAAACUAGCGCUAACGGCGAGUUGUGAAAUCCGAUUUUGUCAGUUAAGAGCUAACUGCAGUUAGAGCAAGGCUUAACAGCGGUUUAAAAGUUUGGUGAAAUCGGGCCUUAAUGGUUAACUUUUACUAUUAUUUAAACCAUUGUAAGUUAUCCAUAUUUUUAGUUGUUUGUUAAUAUAUUCUGUUACGAAUGAUAUAAAUUUUAUAAAGUGUUGGAGAAACUAACAUUUGUAAAUUGUAUAUAAAGAAAUGUAUAUUUAUGAAAUAUGGAGUCAUUUUUUUUAACAAAAUAAAAAGUUUA